This is a messenger RNA of Manis pentadactyla (Chinese pangolin), 4011 nucleotides long. Its product is annotated as xin actin-binding repeat-containing protein 2-like. Gene Ontology annotation, biological process: actin filament organization; actin cytoskeleton organization. Gene Ontology annotation, cellular component: focal adhesion; stress fiber. Gene Ontology annotation, molecular function: actin filament binding. The coding region runs from base 934 to 3873 and encodes 979 amino acids. The transcript is spliced from 4 exons. The record is from RefSeq and is a predicted model, not a curated record. NCBI's taxonomy places the organism in Eukaryota, Metazoa, Chordata, Mammalia, Pholidota, Manidae.
UGCUCAUCUGACUUUUCUCUAAGACAAAUUUUUAAAAAUCAGACCUCAAAAAUAGUAUUUAUUUAGAGUCAUGUAGAUCUCAAGAGAAAGGUGAACUCCCAACUUCAAACAAGUUCAAAGUCAUGCUCUCUUGGGGAGUCAUCUGUCUAUAUCCUUGUAUUUUGAUGUUAAGAUUUUUAGCAGGAUGCCAACUGCCUCAUCAUAUCUAUCAGUCAACCAAUCGUAUGCUUGUGUCGUAUCACAUUCUGUAGGAACAGCAGGGCUGGAUCGCCAGAAUGAACAGGAACUUUAAGCUUCCAGUUUAACCAGGGUCACCUGUACUAACUGAACCAAAAUCAAGAAUAAAGAGUGAAAGAUGCAUGCUAGCAUAAUUAUAGUCUGUUUAUAUUAGUUAUACUUAAUGGUUAUAUUCUUCAAUAGAACUCUGGCAGUGUCAUCAAACUAAAUGGCCAACUUGAAGACUGGCAUGUCUCUUUAUAACAUGAAAAUUUAGGUAAUAAACAACAAAAUGUAUUUCUUUUUUAUCAAGGAUGUGCAUUUUCUUUUUGCAGUUCACUUUUCUCAUACCGUUACUUACUAAGAACAGCAGGCGGAAUACUGGCUCCUAAAGCGUGCCUUCUGACACCUGCCGACACUCAUUCAGCUGUGAGACCCAUUCAGGGCUUGUGACUUACAGAACCAUAAGAUACUAAGUCUGUGCAGUCGUGAGCCACUACGUUUGUAGUAAUUUGUUACAGCAGCCAAGCAAACUACGAUACUGAGCAACCCUAUUUUUUUUCCAGAAGACUCUAUCACUGAAACUGCAUUAACAAAAAAAAGUUAAACUUUGCAGACUUUUACUAAGGCACUGUCUAUUCAUUCACUCAUUCAUUUAUUAAUUUUCAGGAGGUGAUCCAUAGCAGCCAGGUCGACAUUUCAAGAAGCAGCCAGGAAAUGGAAAGAAAUGAACAAGAAUCUUCCAAAACAAACAAAAUUGAUGUUGUUGGAACAGAAACGGUCUCUCAUCUUGAAAAGCACACUGAGGAAAUAAAUCAAGCUUCUCAGAUCCAUCAAUAUGUUCAAGAAACAGUCAUUGAUACACCUGAGGAUGAAGACAUUCCGAAGAUUUCGGUUAAGAUUUUAAAAGAGCAAUUUGAAAAGUUUGCUCAGGAAAAGACCCUUUAUUCUGACAAAGAGACAGCCCCAGCCAAGCAGAUUAAUAAGAUUGGAAGUGACUAUGAAGAGACUCUUAACCCAUCAUCCAUUGUGGGUACCUCUUCGACUUCUUGUACUCCAAUCAGCCAGAGGAAGGAAACAUCGACCAGACGAUCUAGUGACCACAGGGCCACCUCCUCAACACUGGUGCAAGAUAAUACCGUUCCUUCAGGAGGCACAGAAGAAUUUCCUCCUCCCCCACCCAGCAGCCUUCAAACUCCAAUAGAUGUGAUGGCAUUUUCCCAGUCCCCUGAAUUCCCCAGCCCUCCUAGAAUGCCACCAGUCUCCAAAGAAUUAUGUUCUAAACAAAGAAAUUUGUAUGAGCUAAACCAUUUAUAUAAACAUAUUCAUCCGGAGUUAAGGAAGAACUUAGAAAAAGAUUAUAUCAGUCAGGUUUCUGAGAUUGUUUCUAGUCAAGUGAAUCCAAGCAGCUCAGUUUCUGCAGAUGUUCAGCAAGCCCGGUAUGUUUUUGAAAACACAAAUAUCAGUUGUCCAAAAGGCCUGAACUCAGAAAGAGAACAUUUGGAGUGUAAUGAGAUUCUGAAGGGGGAGGUGCAGUCCAUGAGGUGGAUUUUUGAAAAUCAGCCAUUAGAUGCCAUCAACAAUGGCUCUCCAGAGGAAGGUAACAUCUCCAAGGGCAUUGCUGAUCAAGAAAUCAUUGCUGUUGGUGAUGUGAAAUAUACCACAUGGAUGUUUGAAACACAACCCAUAGAUAUGCUGGGGGAUCAUUCUUCUGGUACUGAAGAAAAUGCUGAGAAAAUUCCUGAGCUAGCCAGAGGAGAUGUUUGUACAGCCAGAUGGAUGUUUGAAACAAAGCCAUUAGAUUCAAUGAAUAAAAUGCAUCCAAGUCAAGAAGAACCAGGGGUAUCUUCCAUAAAGGAUAUAAUUGGCGGGGAUGUCAAGACUGUGAGAUACAUGUUUGAAACUCUACAUCUGGAUCAACUUGGACAGUUUCAUACAGUGGAUCAGGUUCACUUACUGCAGCUCAGGUCUGAGCUCCAAGAAAUUAAGGGAAAUGUUAAGCAAACCAUAAAAUGUUUUGAAACUCAACCAUUCUGUGUUAUUAGAGAUGGUUUAGGUCAAACACUAGAAAUUAAAACUGUUCACAGAGAAGAUGUUGAAAAGGGGGAUGUGAGAACAGCACAAGGGCUUGAAACACAGCCCUUGGACACAAUCAAUAAGGAUAUCACAGAAAUUAAAGUCAUCCAAGAAAUAUCCAUGGAAGAAAAGGUCAAAGGUGGGGUGAGCAGGGCAAAGUGGUUGUUUGAAACUCAGCCUUUGGAGAAAAUCAAAGAGUCAGAAAAGGACAUGAUUGAGAAGGAAACAAUUAUGGGUACAGAUGUCUCCAGAAAGUGUUGGAUGUUUGAAGCACAGCCAUCAGACAUUCUAAAGGAAGUUCCUGACGCAUAUCCUGUAAGAUCUGAAGAGAUACUAGGGGGCGAUGUACAAACUACCAAGCGUCUAUUUGAAACACUUCCAAUAGAAGCUUUAAAAGAUAGCCCUGAUGUAGGUAAACUUCAAAAAAUUACCACCUUUGAAGAAGAAAAGGGGGAUGUUAGGCACCAAAAGUGGAUUUUCGAAACCCAACCUCUGGAAGAGAUUAGAGAAGAUAAAAAAGAGUAUAUACGAACAGUGAAACUUGAAGAGGUUGACAGAGGAGAUGUCAGGAAUUACACAAAUACCUUUGAGUCAAACAAUUUAAUUAAAUUUGAUGCAUCACAUAAGAUAGAGGUGAAAGGAGUCACAAGAGGUGCUGUAGAAUUAAAUAAAUCACUCUUUGAAACAACACCAUUACAUGCUAUUCAAGAUCACCUUGGAAAAUGUCAUCAGGUAAAGACAGUCCAGCAAGAACAAAUCCUAAGAGGUGAUGUAGGAAGCUGCAGGUGGCUUUUUGAAACAAGGCCCAUUGACCAGUUUGAUGAAAGCAUUCAUAACUUUCAAAUAAUCAGAGGAAUAUCUGCUCAGGACAUACAGACUGGAAAUGUGAAAUCUGCUAAGUGGUUGUUUAAAACCCAACCUCUUGAUUCAAUUAAAUAUUUUAGUAAUAUGGAAGUAGAAAGUAAAAUUGAACAAGCUACAGAUAUCAUUAAAGGGGAUGUCAAAACCUGUAGAUGGCUUUUUGAAACCCAGCCAAUGGAGUCUCUUUAUGAAAAAGUCUCAUUAAUGACAGACAGUGAAGAAAUUCCUAAGGGAGAAGUCAAAGCCUGUACUUGGCUCUUCGAAACUCGGCCCUUCGAUACCAUAAAAGAUGACUCUGAAGAAACAGUCAAAUCACAAGCUGUAAAACAGGAGGAGAUCCAUGGUGCAGAUGUUUGUUCAGCGUGUUUUCUUUUUGAGACAGAAAAUCUGGACAGCAUACAAGGAGAAGAAGGAAAGGAAAUCAAGGCUGUGGAAGUAGAUAUCCAAGCUGGGGAUGUCUCCAGCAUGUGGCGUAAAUUUGAAAAUCAGUCCUUAGACUCUAUCAGGUCCUCAGAGGAAGUGUUGAAAAAGAUUACAUCUCCUGCAACACUUUGUUGCCAAAUUAAGAUAGAAACUCGUCGUAGGGACUCUCCACCUAAAAUCACAAUACCGAUAAGUGAAAAUCAUGUUGACAGUAGUUCCUUCAAAGAAUCCAUGGAAGCUCAAGAGGAAGUUAGGAAAGUAGGGAAAAGGGCACUUACAUCCACAAAGACAGAAUAAGUUCCUCUGGGUGUAUAGGGCCAGAUACCGAAUGUUCUGAUGCAGUUGAAAUCAUCCACAAAGUUGAAGGGCCCCUCAGGUCAGAGCACACACAGAGAUAGGAAGCAGCCAACCAAACUGUUCAAAUGGCUGAAAAUU